Messenger RNA from Archocentrus centrarchus (flier cichlid), 666 nucleotides. RefSeq lists its product as uncharacterized. Bases 1 to 666 code for a protein of 221 amino acids. Lineage: Eukaryota; Metazoa; Chordata; Actinopteri; Cichliformes; Cichlidae. The transcript has 4 exons. Gene Ontology annotation, molecular function: glycosyltransferase activity. The record is from RefSeq and is a predicted model, not a curated record. Gene Ontology annotation, cellular component: cytoplasm.
AUGUCCCUUUACUGUGCAGACCUGUCUGUCCUAAGCACUGAGAGAGUGAAAGAUUUGGAUAUACAAAUUAUUGGCAUAUUUAGGAGAGACUCCAUCCAACCCCUUCACUGCCAUUUCUGCUGCAGAGAUUAUUUAAACAAAGAGAGUGCAUCUGACUUUACCUGGCUCCCUAUAAGAAACCAAAAGACAGAUGAGCGGGAGCAAGUAAAGAUUCAGUUUGACUUGACAGUCUGCAUUUCAAACCUGUUUGGCAACUAUAACAAUGUACUUCAGUUUGCACAGACUCUGGAGAUGUACAGGUUGCUGGGUGUGAACCGAGUGGCGAUCUAUAACACAAGCUGUGGUCCAGAGCUUGACCACCUGUUGCAGAGUUACAGCCAGGAGGGGUUUGUGGAAAUGGUUGCUUGGCCCAUUGACAAGCAUCUGAAUCCAUCUCGUGGCUGGUAUUUCUCACGGCAAGGAGGGGAUCUGCACUACUUUGGCCAGCUGACCACGCAUAAUGAGUGCAUUUACAGAUCAAUGGAGCAUUCACACUACGUCCUGUUGAAUGACACUGAUGAGAUUGUAAUGCCGUACCAACACAACAGCCUGAUGUCUCUGAUCUCUGCACACAUCUACCAAUAUAGAAGUGUAGCAAAAGUCAUAUGUGAAAAGAGAGCCAGUUGA